AGGCCCGACAUUUAACACGCCGCUAAAAUCUACGAGUAUCUUUUGUCGCGAGGGUGCUGUCUCAAACAUGGAAGUAGAAUCCCCUAACAUAAACCCAAAGGUGCAAGAUGAAAACGAAGAUGAAAACAACUUACCGAAGCAGGUGAUUUCGACCAAGGACGAAAAUACUGCAGUAAACGAAACAGGACCAGCGCAAAAGACGAAACGCGGUAAAGGGAAAAGCAAGAUUUCGAAGAAGCUACCUGCCAAAGGAUUGUUUAAAUGCACUAACUCGCUAAAGGAAGACCAUGGCCAACCAUUGUUUGGUGUUUCAUUUUGCCACCAGACGUCCAAGGACGAAUACCCAAUGUUUGCAUCUGUGGGAAGCAAUAGAAUCGCUGUUUAUGAAUGCAGAGAUGAUGGUUAUAUCAAACUUCUGCAAGCAUAUUCUGAUCCUGAGAGUGAAGAAAACUUUUACUCGUGCACAUGGACUGUUGAUUCUACCAGUGGUCAUCCCCUGCUUGCUGUGGCUGGAUCACGAGGAAUUAUCCGUGUUUUAAACGUUUCAACGAAACAGUGUAUUAAACAUUAUAUCGGGCACGGAAAUGCAGUAAAUGAGUUGAAAUUCCAUCCACAAAUGCCUCAAAUUCUCCUCAGUGCAUCUAAGGAUCAUUCCCUGAGGGUUUGGAAUAUUAAAACUGAUGUUCUUGUUUGUAUGUUUAGUGGAGUGGAGGGUCACAGAGACGAAGUGUUAAGUUGUGAUUUUAACAUUUUUGGGACCAAAAUAAUAUCUUGUGGGAUGGACCAUUCAUUAAAGAUAUGGAAUUUUGAUGGUGAAGAUUUAAAGUCGGCACUUAAAGCAUCAGAAGUCUACAAACCAAACACUAAUGACAAGCCUUUCCCCACCCUUCACUUCCAUAAUCCAUAUUUCUCUACAAGAGACAUCCACAAAAACUAUGUAGAUUGUGCAAGGUGGUUUGGGGACUUUAUUCUAUCCAAGUCGUGUGAAAACUGUAUAGUAUGUUGGAAACCGGGUUCAAUAAACUGCAGUCUUAACCAGCUGAAACCUAAAGAAUCAAAUGUGACAGUUCUAAGCAGACUGGAGUUCCAACAUUGUGAUAUUUGGUACAUGAGGUUUGCCAUUGAUUACUGGCACAAGUACCUUGCUGUUGGGAACCAGUAUGGAAAAACUUUUAUCUGGGAGCUUGACCAUUUAGACCCCGCUAAGUCAAAGUGUUUCACACUUAGUAAUAUCCGAUGUACAACAACGAUCAGACAAACCGCUUUCUCAAAAGAUGGGAGCAUCCUUAUUUGCGUGUGCGAUGAUUCGACGAUUUGGCGAUGGGACCUGCAAGGCAAAUAACGAUAACCCAGGUCGCUGCCUUUCUUUUCUAUUAUACAACAACAACAACAACGGCCCGCAACCGCUAAAACGCUGAGAAAUCGUAAAAGUGAUUUUACCUCUCACAAAAAAAUCACGGCGAAUGCAUUAGUUGGUGUACGGUAUGCAUUAUCUGCCGAGUGCUUAUACGAGAUAAGACAUUUUUGAUAAAACUUUUACGUAGAAAGCGCGCGGUCUGUGGUUCUUCAUCUUUUUGCCAAAGUUUUAAGACUUCCCAAACUAAAGAUCUGCACUUUUAUCUGCGGAACCUUUUUUCCGCGGUGCAAAUAGCGUUCUUUUUCUGUGACGUCAUGAACACGUCACAUUUCAUGCCUUCGAAAAAUAAAUCAGGUUUUCGCGUGA
Ciona intestinalis (vase tunicate) is the source of this 1723-nucleotide messenger RNA. Lineage: Eukaryota; Metazoa; Chordata; Ascidiacea; Phlebobranchia; Cionidae. The record is from RefSeq and is a predicted model, not a curated record.